Molecule: messenger RNA, 2101 nt
Organism: Fomitiporia mediterranea MF3/22
Lineage: Eukaryota; Fungi; Basidiomycota; Agaricomycetes; Hymenochaetales; Hymenochaetaceae
Exons: 13
Coding region: 281-2101 (606 amino acids)
Source: RefSeq, a predicted model, not a curated record
GACAUCUGCUGCAGGUGUGGCACUUGUGGCUCAUAUUUGGCAUGGACUUGGGCCAUCGAGACCAUGGUCUCAGUUUGGGUUGGCAAGCGCGAAUCUUCAAACCGCGCGACUCAUAGCACUUUUACUCGCUCCUUAUAUCGUCUUUCUUGCUUUAACAAUCGCCGGCGCAGUGAUCGGUCAUAAGAACCCUCAACGAAUACAAUCAACGGAGAAACUGUUUUAUUGCACACUCGAUUUCCGGGUUUUUGAUAUAUUUGUCCCAGCGUUUACGGCUGUGGCCAUGGCUUUCAUUCUUCUCUUCGAAAUUCUUAUUUGUCUCAAGAUAUACCAGAAUGCGUAUAUCCGGGCCGGGCUAAAUCGAUCCGGCUUCAGGCUUUUUUCGUUGCGCCUAGCGGGCUUUACGAUUUACGCGAUCAUUGCAUUGAUCGUGUCUGCCUUGCUUCUUGCGAACAGUCGGAAUCUUGCUCCUUAUAUCCUGCAAGCAACACUUCCUCUCGCAGUAUUCUUCUUCAUCGGGACACAGAAGGAAGUUCUUGCGACGUGGAGUCACUGGUUGGGAUCAAUCACCGGAGGUGCGGUGAAGUUCUACGAUGGUCCAUUACAUCGCAGAUCCCGAUCAACGACUGCUUUGAUGCAAGAUGGACGACCUCCUACUCCUUCCUUUGCAACACCCGAGUUCGUGCAAUUAAAUGACGUCGUUUCGGACAAACCCCGAGUCGACCUUGGAGCGGAGAUCUUCAAAUCUAGUGUACCACUACAGAUGCCUAAGCGGCCUCCAACAAAGCCGCAGUAUACCAUGCCGUCCUUCUUCCCCGAUCCCGUUGCUCCAAAGGCGCCCCGUGCAGAGCCUCAACGAAAUCACUUUAAUUCACCGCAGCGUCCGCCUCAACAGUUACCGCAGGAACCACCACCUCAGCAACGUCACCAGCCAGUGAAUCCUGCACCAGUCCCUCGGCCUCUACCACCAGAGCCCGUUGUCCCGUAUGAUGUCCAAUUCCCUGUUGAACCACCUCGUCCACAGCAUAAUUUCGCCAACGCGCCUCCUGCUCCCCAGCAAUAUGGUCCGGGUAUACCAGGUUUUGAGACAGAUCCUGUUAGUAUUAUUGCAACUCAGAAACAAACGAUCUCGCGACUUUUGGAGGAGGCUGGAUACAUGAACAGAGCUCUCGACAGAUUAAAGAACGUCGAGCAGAAGUUCCACAAGGCUCAGAACGCGUUAACGACCGAGAGACGCGCGGCAUCCCAACUUCGCACCUAUGUCAAUCAACUUGAGUUCGAUUUGGCGACUCAACAGAAUUUGUUCAAUGAGCGUGUUGCUCAAAACAAGGAACUGGACACCCGUUGUAAACAACUCGAGGAGAGAGUCGACAAACUUGACAAAUUGAGCAAAAGCUUAGACAGUGCUCUGAACGACAGUGUGGACAAGGAAAUGCACUGGAUGAAGAAGUAUGAUUCGCUGAAAGUGGAACACGAGGCCCUCCUGGAAGACAGGGAGAGCCUUGCUAACGAUCUCCAAAUUUUCAUGGAUUACUUUGUUUCUCGCGACUCGCCUAUCGAAUGGGACGCUCCGAAGGGAAAUGGUGCCGGACCUCGUCAAUCGCCAGAGUCUGCUUUCCCUGAGGAAGUACGACAAAAGAUUAAACAGCGAGCAAGCACUCCUAUAACUCGACCCUACUCUCGAUCAACAAUGCGUCAGACAAGACGUCAGACCGAUGCUGCUCAGGGUUCCAAUACAAGACCAAAUUUACCAACUCGACCGUCUGCCGAUGCGACAGGUCGUGUGAAUCCACCAGGCUUUAACGUUGAGAGUCUGGAUAGACUGCGGCCGAAGAUGCUUGAACUUAGCGGAAAGAUGGAGCUCAGCGAGAAGGUGUCUGCGCUCGAGGAGCUUGUGCGGGAGCAGCAGUCAGUCAUUGAACAAUUAGAAGGGGUAGCCGAUGGAGAGCGAAGAGAGAGGAUUAGACAACGCAUCGAGGGUAGUAUGGGCAGCUGGUCGAUUCCUAACUCAAUAUCCUCUUCCAUGGUUGCAAACUCAUCAUCCCUUAUAAUGGAUCGGGAUGCAGCAAUCAGAGAAUCCGGAAACGAUAAUAGGUUGAAAUAA